CUUACGUCCCAUCAUCAUUCCCCGUUUUCUCUUUUUUUUUUUUUCCUUCCUCUUCCUUCGCCGACGAUAAUCUCUUUCGUCCGGCGAAAGCUGUUAUUUUUAUUGUCUCUUCAAGUCCCCCAUAGAGCACAAAAAACUCUUUUCAUCGCCACCAUGUUUCUUGAAUCUCUAGUUUUGUCUCCAUAGUGAUCGAACUACAUCUGUGAGAGAGAGAGAGAGAGAGAGAUUAUUAUUCCCUUUCUCCAACAGAAUCUCUAAAAAAUCUCCCAACUCUUUGUCUCAGAUGAAAAUGUGAUAUUUUCUUCUCUGUUCAAUUUCUAAAAUCAACGACCCGAUCGUUGACUUUUUCUGGGUCUGGUUUAGUUUCAUAUGCUGGAUCUCAAUCUCAGCCUCGAUUCGGUUACUGUUAAAGGGGUUUCUUUAAAUCAGAUGGAUGAAUCGGUGACGUCGAACUCAUCUGUUGUUAAUGCUGAAGCAUCAUCUAGCUGUAUCGAUGGUGAAGAUGAGCUCUGUUCCACUAGAACCGUCAAGUUUCAAUUUGAAAUACUGAAAGGAGGAGGAGACGAAGAUGAUGAUGGUUAUGGUGAUGAUGAGAGAAGUGAUGUGAUGAUGACUAAGGAGUUUUUUCCUGUUCCUAGAGAUGGUAUUAAUUUUAUGGAUUCGAGCGCACAGAGUUCUAGGAGCACCGUUGAUAUAUCGUUCCAGAGAGGGAAUCAAGUUGGAGACUUUAUUGGCAGCGGAAGCGGUGGUGGUAGUGGUGGUGGUGAUGCUGUACGGGUGAUGCAGCCACCGUCACAGCCGGUUAAGAAAAGCAGGAGAGGUCCUAGGUCUAAGAGUUCGCAGUAUAGAGGUGUUACUUUCUACCGCAGGACCGGGAGAUGGGAAUCUCAUAUCUGGGAUUGCGGCAAACAAGUUUAUUUAGGUGGAUUUGAUACUGCCCAUGCUGCAGCUAGGGCUUAUGAUCGAGCUGCUGUCAAGUUCAGGGGUUUGGAGGCUGAUAUCAAUUUCGUUAUCAGCGAUUAUGAAGAGGAUCUCAAGCAGAUGGCAAAUCUUUCUAAAGAGGAAGUUGUGCAAGUACUUCGGCGACAGAGCUCUGGUUUCUCAAGGAAUAAUUCAAGAUAUCAAGGAGUUGCUUUGCAAAAGAUUGGCGGGUGGGGUGCUCAAAUCGAGCAGUUUCAUGGAAACAUGGGUUGUGACAAGGCAGCCAUGCAAUGGAAUGGAAGGCAAGCUGCUUCCUUAAUUGAGCCUCAUGCAUCCCGGAUGAUUCCCGAGGCAGCUAAUGUUAAGCUUGACCUCAACUUGGGAAUCUCUCUUUCACUGGGAGAUGGUCCAAAGCAAAAAGAUAGAGCCCAGCGGCUUCACCAUGUCCCUAACAGUAUAGUAUGUGGAAGGAACACCAAGAUGGAGAACCACAUGGCUACAGCUUCAUGUGAUACGCCUUUCAAUUUCUUGAAGAGGGGUUCAGAUCAUCUUAGUAAUCGACAUUCCCUUCCUUCUGCGUUCUUUUCGCCUAUGGAAAGAACGCCAGAGAAAGGUCUAAUGUUACGUUCUCAUCAAAGCUUUCCAGCCAGGACAUGGCAAGGGCAUGAUCAGUCCAGUGGUGGGACCGCUGUAGCAGCUACAGCCCCGCCUCUGUUCUCAAAUGCAGCAUCAUCAGGAUUCUCACUCUCAGAUACACGCCCGCCUUCUUCGCCAGCUACACCUCAUCCUUCUCAGCCCUUUUUCAAUCUGAAUCAGCCCGGUCUCUAUGUCGUCCACCCAUCUGACUACGCAUCUCAGAACCACCACCACAAUCUCAUGAACCGCUCACAACCACCACCAUAGCUUCCUCCUCCCUCCGUCUAAUUAAGGUUCUAGACAACCCUGAAGUUGGAAUAACUUGGACCCAACCGUGGAAGGCCAGCCAAUACGACGAUUUCUCCUAAAAUCUAUUGCACUUAUUGUCACUGUGUGGUUAUCUUUCUGCUUGUAAUUUGUAACAUAUACUGAGGGCUAAUACCAAAACAGAAACCCUAUCCCAUUUGUAAUUUUACGAUAAUAUCUCUAAGAUGAAUCCAUACAAUGUAAGUACAAUGCAUUCUAUUUGUAUGAAGCUACUGGAAGACUUUUUCA
Molecule: messenger RNA, 2112 nt
Organism: Camelina sativa (false flax)
Lineage: Eukaryota; Viridiplantae; Streptophyta; Magnoliopsida; Brassicales; Brassicaceae
Product: AP2-like ethylene-responsive transcription factor TOE2
Biological process (GO): regulation of DNA-templated transcription
Molecular function (GO): DNA binding; DNA-binding transcription factor activity
Source: RefSeq, a predicted model, not a curated record